CACGUGGUCCCACCCGGAAGGGCGCCUGGGCUUGGCUACAUGCCGGGCGGUGCGAGCGGCGGAUCUGCCCUUCUCCAGGUAGUGCACUCUCAGGAGCAGGCAGCAGAGGAGACCUGAGCCUCUGCAUGCUUAUGCGCCCUCUGCCUUAAGCAUUUGCAGGACCGAGGAUGCUGGGCCUGUGUUCCCUCAACUGGUCAGAGUCUAGCUCCCUGGAAGCAUUGCUGUGUGCCUUGCCAAGAUGAGGUGCGUGUUGGUGGCCACUGAGGGCGCAGAGGUCCUCUUCUACUGGACGGAUGAGGAGUUUGAGAAGACUCUCCGGAUGAAAUUCAGGCAGUCAGAGAAUGAGGAAGAGGAGCUCCCAGCGCUGGAGGACCAGCUCAGCACCCUGCUGGCCCCGCUCAUCAUCUCCUCCACGACGAUGCUGGAGAAGCUCUCAGACACCUACACCUGCUUCUCAACGGAAGAUGACAAGCACCUGUACGUCCUGCAUCUGUUUGGAGAGUGCCUGUUCAUCGCCAUCAAUGGAGACCACAGCGAGAGCGAGGGGGACCUCCGGCGGAAGCUGUGUGUGCUCAAGUACCUGUUCGAGGUGCACUUCGGCCUGGUGACCGUGGAUGCCCAGCUCAUCCGGAAGGAGCUUCGUCCCUCCGACCUGGAACAGCGUGCCCGGGUGUGGAAGCACUUUCAGAGACUGCUGGGGACCUACAGCCACCUGCGGGAACAGGAGCAGAGCUUUGCCGUGGAGGCAGUGGAGCGGCUAAUUCACCCCCAGCUCUGCGAACUGAGCAUUGAGACCCUAGAGCGACACGUGGUUCAGGCUGUGAACUCCAGCGCUGAGCGAGGCGGUGAAGAGGCCCUGCAUGCCUUCCUGCUUGUGCACUGCAAGCUGCUGGCUUUCUACUCCAGCCACGGUGCAAGCACCCUGCGCCCUGCAGAUCUCCUGGCCCUCAUCCUUCUGGUUCAGGACCUCCAGCUCACCCAAGGCACCGAAGAGGAGGAGGAUGCCGACAGCGACAGCCCUCAGCAUUUCCCCCAGAGGAGACCCCUGAGCAGCCAAAACAUCCCAGUCCAGCAGGCUAGGAGCCAGAACACCUCAGGCCCCACCAGGCGUUCUGAGGAGACGGACAUAGACAGCACUUCCCUCCCUGAGGAGUACUUCACCCCGGCUCCUUCCCCAGGCGAGCAGAGUUCAGGAAGCCUCGUCUGGCUGGAUGGUGGUACCCCGCCCACCGAUGUGCUUCAGAUGGCUGAGGACACCCUCCAGGACCUGGUGCCAAAUGCCUCGGAACUUCCCAGCCCCAGAAGGAUCUUCCUGGAUGCCAACAUAAAAGAAAGCUACUGCCCCCUAGUGCCCCAUACCAUGUACUGCCUGCCCCUGUGGCCGGGCAUCAACAUGGUGCUGCUGACCAAGAGUCCCGGCACUCCACUGGCCCUGGUCCUGUACCAGCUGCUAGAUGGCUUCUCCCUGCUGGAGAAAAAGCUGAAGGAGGGUCAGGAGGCUGGAAGUGCCCUGCGGUCCCAGCCCUUUGUUGGAGACCUGCGCCAGAAGAUGGACAAAUUUGUCAAGAAUCGAGUUGGACAGGAGAUUCAGAACACUUGGCUGGAGUUUAAGAGCAAGGCCUUUUCUAGAAGUGAACCAGGGUCAUCAUGGGAGCUGCUCCAGGCCUGUGGAAAGCUGAAGCGGCAGCUGUGUGCCAUCUACCGGCUCAGCUUCCUGGCCACUGCGCCCAGCAGGGGAGGCCCACACCUGCCCCAGCACCUGCAGGACCAAGCCCAGAAGGUCAUGAAGGAGCGGCUGCAGGACUGGAAGGACUUCCUGCUGGUGAAAAGCCGGAGGAACAUCACCAUGGUGUCCUACCUGGAGGACUUCCCAGGCCUGGUCCACUUCAUCUAUGUGGACCGUACAACCGGGCAGAUGGUGGCGCCUUCCCUCAGCGACAGUCAUAAGAUGUCUUCUGAAUUGGGCAAGGGGCCCCUGGCUGCCUUCGUCAAAACCAAGGUCUGGGCUCUGGUCCGGCUGGCUCGCAGGUACCUGCAGAAGGGCUGCACCACGCUGCUGUUCCAGGAAGGGGACUUCCGCUGCUCCUACUUCCUGUGGUUCGAGAAUGACAUGGGUUACAAACUGCAGAUGAUCGAGGUGCCUGUCCUCUCAGAUGACUCAGUCCCCAUCGGAGUGCUGGGAGGGGAUUACUACAGGAAGCUCCUGCGCUACUACAGCAAGAGCCGGCCCUCGGAAUCCAUCAGGUGCUAUGAGCUGCUGAUGGUGCACCUGUCCGUCAUCCCCACGGAGCUGCUAGUGCAGCAGGCCAGCCAGCUGGCCCGGCGCCUGGGGGAGGCCUCCCGGGUGACGCUGCCCUAGGCCGGAGAGCUCUGUCCUCUCCCGAUCCCAAGCCAGCGUGCUUGCAGGCAUUUCCCACAGCUAGGCCUCCUCCCAGCAGCUCCUACAUGAGGGACGGACACCCCAGAACAGCCCGGGUUCCCUCACAGCCCGCUGUUGACUCCUCCACGAAGGCUAAUGGGCAAGCCUUCUCUGAAGGGAGGGGUGCCAUGUUUCCAUUGGCCUCCAACACUGUGCGGUCAGAGAUGGCAGCAGCUUCUCGGGAGAGCUGCCGCCUGGGUGCCCAGGAGAGUGGGGCAAAGUCUUUAGUACUCAGGCUGCGUAAAGUCACCCCUUCCUACCAUUCUGAGUGGGGAGCUGUUUCCUACCCCAAAUGAAAGGUGCUCUCACCAGCUGGUCAGCGUUCCAGCUUGGCUCCCUUCCCCUGCGACUCUGGGUGAGUCCAGUUGCCUCCCAUUUGAACUGAUAACACCCGCCUCUCAGGUGGGCAGGAGGAUUGCUGAACGCACAGCAGGUGCUCAAUAAACGUUAGUUCUUGAUAUUA
This is a messenger RNA of Meriones unguiculatus (Mongolian gerbil), 2882 nucleotides long. RefSeq names its product HPS1 biogenesis of lysosomal organelles complex 3 subunit 1 (gene Hps1). The record is from RefSeq and is a predicted model, not a curated record. NCBI's taxonomy places the organism in Eukaryota, Metazoa, Chordata, Mammalia, Rodentia, Muridae. Gene Ontology annotation, cellular component: BLOC-3 complex. The transcript has 20 exons. Gene Ontology annotation, biological process: melanosome assembly; vesicle-mediated transport. Gene Ontology annotation, molecular function: guanyl-nucleotide exchange factor activity. The coding region runs from base 239 to 2359 and encodes 706 amino acids.